AUGAAUGUCUUGUUGCCAAAUCAACAUAAUCAUGAAAGACUUUGGAGUUUCCAGAAUGAAGGACAAGCAAUCACCAUUGUAGCCAUAUUGGUUAUGUUGACCAAGAACAUUGCUAUGGAAGCCUUAUCUCAAUAUGGUAUUUUUCCUGUUGCUAAAGAAUUGGAGCAACUCAGUUUAGACAAUUUAUCAAUAAAUAAAUCAACAAAUUUUUGGUGGCCAGAAUAUUUAACUUUACUUUUCAAUCAUUCUGACUCAUACCAAGAAUUUGAUUUCCCAUCAAAAAUUCAGGCAGAAAUAAAAAAACUUUACCAAAACACUUCAUGUCUAGAACUAUUGACACGCAAUAUAGAAAAUGACUUUCUUCUGGUGGAAGAUUAUAAAGAUCGUGUACAAGUAUUGGAAAUGUAUAAUCUGAAGACUAAUGAAUUGGAAAUGGUUUUUCAUCAGAAAGAAGAAUACAAUUCUUUCGAUUUAAAUAACAAUUAUUUUAGUUAUGGAAAUCCUUCGAUUGCGAUCUCAAAAUAUAAAUCAUUGUUGGCUUAUUGUCGAGGGAUCAAUAGUAUAACAAUAUACCUGAUGGAAAAUAGUUUAGACAUUGUCACAAAAAAUUUUUUGAAUAUAGAAAGAAUUCUAACAAUUGAUUUUAUUAACGAGGAUGAAUCUUUAUUAAUCAUUGCAAUAGAAAAAGAUAAUCUAGAUCCUAUUAUUAUCAUAUGGGAUUUAUUUAAUUAUAUGAAUGAUUCAAUACGUAUCAUUAAAGAUUUUAAUAAAAUAUUCUCUAUUAAUGGAUUGAAGGAGAGAGGAUUUAAAAGAAUGUAA
Entrophospora sp. SA101 is the source of this 819-nucleotide messenger RNA. The record is from the annotation of a GenBank genome assembly. NCBI's taxonomy places the organism in Eukaryota, Fungi, Glomeromycota, Glomeromycetes, Entrophosporales, Entrophosporaceae.